Molecule: messenger RNA, 2039 nt
Organism: Heterobasidion irregulare TC 32-1
Lineage: Eukaryota; Fungi; Basidiomycota; Agaricomycetes; Russulales; Bondarzewiaceae
Product: glycoside hydrolase family 79 protein
Exons: 7
Coding region: 272-1903 (543 amino acids)
Source: RefSeq, a predicted model, not a curated record
GGCACCUCGUCGAACAAUAGCGCACCCGCACCAGUCUCAGACGAAACAUAUACUUUUUGCGUGACCUGCAGUUUUGCUCGCUCCCUGGAGCGUUUGUCAUGGGAUCCGUCUGAGCGCUGGAGAUCGUCUGAUCUGAAAGAAAGUGUUGGACGUCGGUGCGCUGGCACAGACAGCCGUAUUCGACCCUCUCAGCUUCCCCGCACAUCUUUAGUGGCGGGCACAUCCUUCUAGAACACACAAGCCGCCGCCCACAGAACUUCCACAAGUCACGAUGAUGUGGUUCGAUUUCGAUUUCCCUUUCAUUUAUAUAGACAGCCAUAUGUCCAUCGCGCUCGUGUCCAAUCCAUUCGUCAUGCUCUCAGCCAUUCUCCUCCAAUUCAUUUGGUUUACGCUGCGAUGGUCCCCGACCUCUGCAAUUAGUGUUUCGGUCCCCACCUUGGCACCCUCUGACGCGCCUACGAUCUCGCCAUCACACAUCUCGCUUUCUAUUGAGCAGGACCGUUGGGUGGACUGGAUUGGUCCUGGUACGAGGAAUGAAUUCUUUUUCAACGCGCUGAACAAUUUGAAGGUGCUCUCGGGCGAGGCUACGCGCUUGAGGAUUGGGGCCGAUUCAGAGGAUCACACAAAUUUUAACUCGGCCGUUCAGUUCUCCGAGCUGAUCUUCCCGGCAGUCACCGCUACUGUCCCAUACCCGGAGGCUACAAACAUCACCGUUGGCAACGAGUACUAUCGCCUUGCUUCUCUCCUUCCGUCAGGCACACAGGUCGUAUGGGGUAUCAACCUCAGGGAAUCCAACAUCACUGCCGCCUUUUUGGAAGCUAGGGCCAUUGCACAGGCUUUUGCGUCAUCCUCUGUCAAGAAUACCGGCGUCACCUUAGAAGCGCUUGAGAUCGGUAAUGAGGCCGAUUUUUAUGCGGGCACUCCACAGAACUACGUUGCUCAAUGGACGAAGUUUGCAACGAAUGUAUCUGCUAUCGCUAACGCUGUGCUCAACACCAAGGUUCCAUUCUGGGGCGGUGCAUUUGCAGAAUCUUCGCUUUCGACGAGCGGCUUUUCACCGCAGUCGAUCAUCCAAGAUGGUAUUCUCAAUUCGAACCCGGGUGCUCAAAUUGCCACCAUCUCUCAACAUCACUACAGCGGCUCGUUCUGUAGCGGAGACAACGGUGUCCUCCAGGACCUCAUGACAAAGUCGACCAUCAGAGGUAAUCUGAGCAUGUUCAGUCCGGAUGUACAGGUUGUGCUGGACAAUGGCCGCAAAUACGUCCUUGGAGAGACCAACAGCUACUCAUGCCAUGGAGCACCCGGUGUAAGCAACACUGCUGGCGCGGCCCUCUGGGGCCUUGAUUACGCCCUUUUUGCCUCUCAGCUCGGCAUUUCGCGCGUGUACUUCCAUGAAGGCAUAGGUUACAAGUACAACUUCAUCCAGCCGGUGACUCUCAAUCGCUCAAUCUUGGACGGUAGUCCGCUUCCCACUCCGCAACCGCCGCACAUUCAGCCGCUCUACUACGCCGCUAUCAUAGCCGCCGAAGCCAUUGGCCCUUCAGGGAGCACGCAGGCCACCGAACUUGAUAUCGGAUCUUCGCAUGUUUCAGGUUAUGCGUUUUUCGACGGUGGUAAACUCGCUCGGGCGGUGCUCAUCAAUCUGCGCGCGUUCACUGGUGCGGCUACGCGGGGCGCGGUGAGCAUCACGCCGGCCUUUGAGGGCAGUUCAGCGCCUUCGAGGAUGUCAAUCACCCGGCUGGCUAUUCCGUUUGCAAACGCAACGACAGGGGUAACGUGGGGUGGACAAACGUACGAGACGCCGGACGGGAAGGUGCGCGGAUCUGUGGAGGUGACCACAGUGCCGGUCAGCCAGGGCGUUGAAGUGCACGAUACUGAAGUGGUCAUGUUGACUUUUGAGUGAUGUCAGAGGGCGAAAGAGAUCACAAAGCGCUGAACUUGACAAGUCUUUUCCUGUUUUCGCAUCGUUUUGGCUUUUAGCGAUUCCGCUUUGAUUGUACCCGGAGGGUGAUGGAUGGACAUCUCAGAUUUGAUCAUGG